UGUAUACUGGAUGCCUGUAGAUCCUGUAGGUACCUUAAGUAUACCUUAAGAUGGCAUAUUUUCACAGGCAGAUUUAUCUGCGAUUUCACUGUUUACGGUAUUGUGAAAUUAAUGUUAUUCAUAUAGUGGCUAUAAUUAUUCAUUUUCUAAUUAUCUGCGAAUAAAAAUGUUGCAGCAAUAGCAGAAAUUAAUACCCGCGAAAGUAUAUCACCUUAAGUACUGUAAUACUGUAAUACUGAUUGUGCUAUGUAUUGUACUGUAAAUGCGUGGGUGGUGAAAGAAUGCACGCUACUGCUAAUCAUGUGUGGCAGUGUGUAUUGUGUGUGUGUUCAUAUAAAUUAUACAUGUUUGCAAUAUUGUUAGUUCCGGUAUAGAUAUACUAACCAGUGGCUUACUACGACUGUUUAAGCAAUGUUGUACAGACUUUCAAACUGCCAUAACUCAUAAAAGAAAGGACCAGAUCUGGAAACUGACUGCACUGGCUUUUGUGUGUGUAUGUAUAUUUCCUGUGUCUAUUUACCGUGCGUAUAUACACAUGCAUAUGAUUUUAAUCAUUAAUUUUAUCAAUAACUUUUUGAUUACCGAUUUCUUAACGAAACAGUUGCUAUAGAAACUCAGAGUGUUAUACACAAAAUAAUUAGAUCAAAAUGGUUAAUGAUUUGUGAAAUUUUACUAGUUAGCAAGUUCUCUUUGAAGCCUCUUAGCCGUGUAUUUAUCACCUCUUUUGAUCUAGUCGACAUCAUAGCAUUCCUACUAACCAUCUAGAUAAAGUAAAAAUUCAUUGGUAGUUACAUAAAAUGAAUCAAGGUUAGAUAGACUAUAUUCGCUGUUUGCUCUACAACUACUACCAUCAUCAUUCUCCACAAGCCAUAUCGUCAUGACGUCUCGAAUCUCUUUGCUCUCUGCUAGAUCUGAUUUUGCUAGCAGUUCCAGCACUCUAUUCUUUGCUAAGAGUGGCUUUGCCUCCAUCCACAAAGCUGUGGCUAAGAACAAUCAUGUUCGUGUCAAGAUUCUCCUAGGCACGGCUACAAACCAAGAAAGGCUCACCAGGGACAAACGAAGGAUGACUCCAUUACUAGUAGCUGCUACGUUCGGUUCCACUGCAGCUUUCCAAAUACUGAUGAACUCUGGAGCAAAUUUCAAAGCUCGAUCUGCUGAUGGUUUAACAGUCGUACAAUGUGCCGCUGCUCAUCGCCAUAGUAGCAUUAUUCUCUCACUAAACUCGGAACAUCUUCUCUGUGGCUUGCAAGAAAUCUUCGAAUAUUUGAGUUCAUUUCCUGAGAUGAAAGAAAUGCACAAUACUCUGAUAGUACUCGAUCAUGCCAUUGCGGCUCGGGUGUGUGUGGGCGGAGUCAACAGCACAACACUACAAGAGAAGAUCUUACAAUGCAAUGGGCUGCAUGUUCUAGCCGACAUCUUAGACGUGUGUACAAGAAACGACUCUGAAACCAUGAUGAAUCUAAUUGGUACCGUGGCAGUUCAAAUCAUCGAGAAAUUGUCCAGCUGUGUUUUAAUAGUCCCUGGAAUCCUCACCACUUCAAUUCCACACAGCGUUGUCAUUGCAAUGCAGACGAACUCUGAGACGCUAGUAUCUGCCCUUGCUAUUUUGAAGAAGAUGACAAAAGAAGUUUUUCUAGAAUUAGGAGCUCCUUCGAUUAUCAUGAACAUUGCUAUGACCUCGCAGAGCGAACACGAACGAGAGGUUACCAUAGAAAGCAUGUGCAGUAUUACAGAUAUGGCACAAAUCUAUUACGAGCUUGGUUUUCUACAAAAUAUUCUCCAGCUACUCAAAAGACCAUCGCUAGGUAACAAGUUCUUACUUAUCAUUCUAAAUUUAUUGAAAGUCAUGAUAAACGUUGGAGGGAAGGUUCUAAUAGAAAUUGUUGAAGUUGGAUUUAUGCAAGUUUUAUUGGAACAUUUUAUGAAUCAGAGCACCGUGGUUACUAUCCAAAUAAUGUCAUUGCUCAGAACUUUAUGUUUAAAUAGCGAUAAAGCACGUAGUAUUAUCACAAAAUCAAAGCAAGCUUUACAAAAACUAAUCCACCUGUCGAGGUUCUAUUUAAAUCAAGAUUCCAAAUUUGAAUCGUUUGAAAUUGUCUGGUUGUUAGCUGAAAAUUCGGACAAAGAGAGAACGGGUUUAGCCUGUUUGUUAGGGUCGGCUUGCAUCAUGCGUGUUUUGAGUGUAGGGAGCAGCCAGUUCCAGUUCAUAGCUGUCACGAUGCUUAGACUCAUAUCCCCAGACGUGUACGGACUACAAGACGAAAUAACAGGCGCAGGAGGUGUGGCUUCAAUUCUCAAGCUAAUACGAUUAGCUAGUAGUGAUGUUCAACUAGAAGCACUGAAGGUGUUGGAAAAUCUAAGUUACGACAUUGCUUUGCGAACGAAUAAAAACACUCAAAAAUCUAUAUUGGAAUUGGGCGCUAUUCAACUUUUGCUUAGACUAUAUUCAACAACUAAAGAUGAUAGACUGAAGCUUCAGGCUUGCUGUACGCUAGCCGCUGUUUCCAUUGGCAACCCAGCUAUGAAAAUAACUAUUAUUCACGAUGCGAAAUUCUCUCUCAAAGAAUUAAUCGAAGUAAUUGACAGACCUCAACAGGACCAAACUGUGCUGUGUACAGCGAUGAGAGCGCUCUGUUACUAUGCAUACAAUAGCACCAAAACGCAAUUGAGCAUUUGCGAGGUCAAAAAAGUGUCAGUUGAACCUUUCAGAAAUUUAAUGUCUAGCAGAGACAAAUUUGUGAGCUCACUAUCCGCCUUUCAACUUAUUGUUUUGGUGAGAGUACUAGAAACUAAAGAAGACAAAACACAAAUAGUAGCUAAUAGUUUGCGACUUUUGAUUAACGAGCUUGAGUUAGCAGUAGGCCGGGAAAAUAUCUCACUACAGGUUCAUAUUUGCUCCUUAUUGAGUGCUUCACUGCACAUUCGUGUUGGUCUGCCAAAUGCUGUGCUUGCGUAUGGUGUAGCAUCAAUCCUCACCAGACUAUUGCUGUCUGACAUCGAGCAAUGUCGUAGAACGUCCGCCAUUACACUCAGCUACCUCACACUCACCCCCAGAGGAUCCAGAACCAUUCUUGGCUAUUGCAGAAAGUCUCCACGGCUAUUCCAACUAUUGAAACGGCACAGUGCUGGCUACGUUUUGUCGGGAAGUUUUCUGGAGGGUUGGGAGCACUACCGAACUACUCACCUCCUCCGAGCGGAGAGGGGGUGGGCUGUACAAGAGGAGGAGUUAGUGGCAGCACCAAUGGCAGAAGCUAAAGUGUUCGGGUCUUGGUGCAUUGACUGUGACACUACAAUUCUAAUCAAAGAUGACAGAAAGACCCCCUCUGAUGAUUAUACCCCCCACCCUGACAACAGUAGACCACCUCUAAUAUCCAUCGAAACUUUGAGUUCUUCGCCUAAGACACCAUCUUUCGCACACGGACAGCAGCUGCCUCUCAGUAAUGCCUCGAGGCCGGACAGUACAUUACAGUCACUCAAACUGCCUAGUAUUGCUGUCAAUAACCACUUGGUUGCUCAUUGUUUUGCUGAUACGUAUAAAAAUCAAUUUGAAAUAUGA
Molecule: messenger RNA, 3556 nt
Organism: Halichondria panicea
Lineage: Eukaryota; Metazoa; Porifera; Demospongiae; Suberitida; Halichondriidae
Exons: 2
Coding region: 878-3556 (892 amino acids)
Molecular function (GO): protein binding
Source: RefSeq, a predicted model, not a curated record